ACAUCUAGCCCAACCCCAUGCAAUGCAGGGAUCCCGGUUCAAGAAUCGCUGGUGGGUGGUCAUCUAGCCUCUUUUUAAAGAUCUCCGGGCAAGGACUUUCCAGUGUGGAACAGCUCUUGCUGCCAGAAAGUUCCCCCCAAUGUUUAGUUGGAAUCUCCUUUAUUGCAAGUUAAUUCCAUUGUUGGUCCUGCAAUCCCCGUGGGGCACUCCGGCCAAGGAAUGGAGUUGCCCAGAUGCCUGAUCAGAGGGAAAGUCCUCUUUUCUCUUGAACUGAAGCUGGUCAGUGAAAGGAAGAUCUCUUAUCUGCCAGUAACAGCUUUGAUUUCAGGUUGCACAGGCAAAGGAAACGGAGUUUGCAGCUCCUGGUUGGUGGCAUCUGCCAACCUCGGUUUCUUUUGCCUGUGGGGUGAAUGGUGACCCCCUCACCCUGAUCCCCUGGCCAGUCACUGGAUGGGAGACCCACUGAAAAAAUUCCCAUGUGCACCCAAUGGAUAAAUGCAAUAUUGUCACGAGGUGGGUUAAUUUGGAUGUUGGGAAAACCCAUGUCUGGUAUGUGUAUGUGUCUCUUUGGAAGCUGAAAAGGGCAGAGAAAAGAAAAAAACCUUCACACAGUGCAUAGUUAAACCCUGGAACUCCCUGCCGCAGGAGGCAGGAAUAGAAUUAGGCAGAUUCGUGGAGGGCCUUCAGAGGACCUGCCUUGCCGUGCGUCAGAAGGCCAAGGAGACACUGAAGCUGCGCCACCUCCCAGGCAGGGCUAGCGAGGCUGAGCCACAGGCCUUAUCAGGGUGGAACACACACAGUCUCAACAUAUCUCAAGGGUCAAACUUGCACUUUCUGUGGCUGCAACAUCGGGGCAGGGGAGGGAGGGCAGCUGGAGGAGACUGCCAUAGCCCACUUCCUGACAACGGAUUAAAUUUGUGGUUUCAGGCUCCUCCUGUGCCCUGCCACCUCAUCCAGUGCUAGCUGUGGGGUGUAUAUAUUUUGUUUUGGAUCCUGGAUGCAGAAGGCAAGGCCCAGGUCUGGGAUGCCCAGGUAAGCAUCUGUGGGGAAUAGCAUUCAAGGAUGGAGACGGGGGGGCAAUUCAGAGAGGGAAGGAGGGAGUCCUUGACCCACACCUACUCUAGAGCAGACCUGUAUGGAUCUAGGAUCAUUGGAACCUCCAGUUCCAGAGGAAGUCUACCUCUUGAUGCUGGGGAGAAGCAACAGGAGCAGGGAGGGCUCUUGGCUUCGUGUCCCCUUGGCGGGUCUCCUAGAUGCAUCUGGUUUGUGUUUUUUCCUGAACUCUUUGAUUACAGGCAGCUUCUCAUCCCCACUGAGCUGUUUUUAUAGCAUGUUUGGUCCCAAGGGUUUCUAUUGGAAAUAUAUGAAGUCCUUUUGGCUGGUCACUGGCAGAAAGAAAUGUUGGAACUAGAUUGACUUUUGGUCCAAUCCACAGAGGUGUUUCCCCAGUUUUUCUGACACCGCCAUGAACACAACAUUUAUUUACGAGGUUAUUUAUUUACAGGGCUCCUCUCCAGGGCUGGGUUACGUUGAGAAUCCGCACGUCCAGCUGGGGUGCCCCAUUCACUGCCCUGUCUUUGCAGGGUCUGUUUCAGCUCUUGCCUCUGAUGACAUAGAAGCAUAGAAUGGUAGAGCUGGAAGGGGGCAUCAAGGGGCAUCUAGUCCAACCCCCUGCAAUGCAGGAAUAAACAGAGACAGGAUCCUUCAAGUGGUGGGGCUGACCACAUCUUCUCUCGACCAGUGACCCCACUUGGGUCCUUAAAGCUAGCCAGGGAUCCUGUGUGUGUGGCUGGCCGGGUCCAUGGAGGAAACAGUGUGGCCAAGUGGUUAGCAUGUUGGAAUAGGACCUGGGAGGGAAUAGGGAUAGGACCCUGGUCUUUGAACCAGGGUUCAAAGAGAGCCACUUGGCCAUGAAGAUCCCUGGGUGAUCUUGGGGCCAACCAGGGCUAUUUUUCUAGAGGUGCCAGAACUCACCACAAAGCUCUCCUUUGUUUUCUUAUAAUGGCAAUUGCCCCCCCCCCCCGGAGAGGAACAGGAACUAAAUUCCACCAAAUUCCAGCUUUUUUGGGGGAGGAAUACCCUGGGGCCAACUUUCAGACUAGCCUACCUCACAGGGGUCUUGUGAGGAUAAUAUGGAGGGUGGGACCAUGCAGGGCACCUUAAGCUCCUGCCAGGAAAGGUGGAAUCCAAACACACAUGCGGGUGUGGGUUCCUUGGAGGGGGGAGGGACUGACUGCCCCUAAGGAAGCCCACCUUGGACCCCACAUUUCUUGACAAUGCCUGAUCCCUAACUAAAACUCCCCUUGUGGGGAAGGGUCUUGAAGGAGUCCUGGGGGCCCAGCUGCGGGCACUGCAGGGAUGUGGCUGAUCCUCCAGACCCCUGGCUUUGGGGCAGGGCCUUUAUUUGGGAGAGGGACAAUGGGAGGGUGACGGGUCGAGUUUCCUCGAUCUCUCGUGAACUCCUCUACAGCUUGGGACGCACACAGAAUGGUAGAGAGGGAAGGGACCCCCAAGGGCCAUCUAGUCCAACCCCCUGCAAUGCAAGAAUCGCAGCUCAAGAAUCCCCAACCGGUGGCCAGCCACACAACCUCUGCUUACAAACCUCCAAGGGAGGAGAGUCUGCCACAUCCGAGUUACACUCUUACCGUCAGAAAGUUACUCCCAACGUUUAGUCGGAAUCUCUCUUUUUUCGAAGUUUGGAUCCAGGGGUUCAAGUCCUACCCUCUGGAGCAGCAGAAAACAAUCCUGCUCCAUUUCCCAUGUGACAGGCGGCCCUUCAGAUAUUUGAAGCUGGCUCUCACAGCACCUCUCAGUCAGUCACACAGUGUCGCACACUCCAGUGUGGUGACAGCUGACAUACACAGUAAGGCAGCAGACCCUCCCAGUGUCCCUCUUUCCCAGGGACAGUCCCGGAUUUUCAGAAGCCAUCCCAGUUACUGAUUUGACCUGGAAGGUCCCGCUUUUCCUUAGGGCAUCCCUAUUUUCACCGGAGAAAUGUUGGAGGGUACAACUCAAGACAGUCACCGAUGACUGUGAGGUUUUCCGUUCCUUUGGGCAAUCCCAGUUUAGGAUGCUUAAUCCCCCCCCCCCAACACACACCUGCAGGCAGCAAGGAAUGUUUUCAUUACGGGAGAUUGCUUUUAUAUGACCUGUUUCCUUGUCUGGCUUUUAAUGUCGACCAGUUUGGAAACUCCGCUAGCAAAAUGACUCUGAUAACAACAUGGGGUGUUCUGCUGCAUUCUAGACCAUUUCCAAAGGCAGAGCUCACUUUGCUGGUCUAAUCUGGCCAGCAUGUCUGCCUGCGGGGGCCAGAUCUCUCUCUCUCUUCCAGGAAGGGUGCAGUUGGCAAAGCAGUGCAAGCUGAUAAAAAAGGCCCUCUGGAGGUUAUAGGUGCCCCCUCAGACUCCAUCGGCAGUGCUGGGUCCAUCGGGGAGGACCUGCUUCUUAAGAGGAAGUGCGACCCCCACUGCCACCCCCAUCCAGAAGAGACCACCCAUUCCCACACACAGGAACCUGCUCUGCACUGAGUUGCUCCAUCGAGCUCAGCAGAGUGCAGGGCGGCCUGGCAGAAGCUUCCUGGGAUUGCAGCCCCACCCAGCGAUGGCGUGCAUUGAAUCUGGGACCCUCUGCAUGCGACCCUCAGUAAGACCGCAGUCCUUAUGAAUGAAUAAAGGGCGAUUCAAAGAGGAAAAUAGUUUUGCAUGCCACCCCAAUCUCUGAGCGGUGUGAGAUUCCAGGCGCUUGCCCAGAACUCUGUCAUGGAAUUCUACUCAAUAUUGAUCCAGAUCAGAACUCCAAUGUAUACUUAGCAGAGUAAAAAUUUAAACACGUUGCAGGAUUCCCAAAAAAUAGACCAGAGGCAAUGAAUACUUCAUCCAGCAGAGCUUUAUUGCUACUGAAGACAAAUGAGCAGAAUGGUCACAAAUCCAAUACAUUCAGGAUUGACACUGUCCAUCAGAAAUCCAGUUGCAGCAGACUUAACUUAAAACUUACAAUAACUUAUAAGACUAAAACUUUAAUGCUAAGCAUACUAUGUACAGAAUACCACAAUACAGUGAUACCUCUACUUACGAAUUUAAUGCGUUCCGAACGCACAUUCGUAAGUCGAAAAAAAUUGUAAGUCAAAUCCCAUUGGAAUGCAUUGGGAGAAAAAAUACGUAAGUUGAAGCAACCCUAUCUAAAAAUUUGUAAGUAGAAAAAAUCCUAUCUAAACCGCAUCCAAGAUGGCGGACGAAUGUAGAUGGCGAAUGUAGAAACAUCCGAAAGCAGAGUUAUUCGUAAGUAUAGGUACCACUGUAGAAGGAAAAGAGAUAGAAAGAGAAAGUGAAACCCAGGCUCCUUCCGACCUUAUUAUUAUACUCAGCAUGACCUUGACAGAAAGAGAUAAUAGAACCACUUUAAGGCAGCUGUACUCAGCUUCUCUGAAGAUAUAACCUAAACAUCAUGAACCUUCUGCUUCUUUCACACAGAGAAGCUUCCAGAACCCUCUUGAAUUAAGUCGAAUAGGAAAAAUCUCUACACAUCAGAUCAAUACUUUCGGCAUCAAGAAAUGCAAAGUGACAAACUCUUGUUUCUUUUUGGACUGAGGCACAAUGGAGAAAAGAGGAGACUGAUAGGAGGCGUGACAGCCAUCUUCAAAUAUCUCAAGGGCUGUCACAUGGAAGAGGGAGCAUGCUAGGCUUUUAGCUACUCUGCAGCGCAAAGCACAGAUCUAUCCAGGGCAAAGCCAGGUGAAUCUUGGAAGCUGGAGAAUACUAAACCACUUUUGGUCAACGUAAAGGAAGGAAAGAGUCAGAGGAAUGGCCAGGUAGUCUUCCCAGGAGGACUCUGUUUCUCCACCUUUUCCUCUUGUGCUUCUUUAGAACUUUCACCUCCUGACGUUCUUCUCCUGUCCCACCUCUUGGAGAAAAGCAACCCUGGGCCCAGGCAGCAAUCCAGGUGAAGCAAUGGCUGCAGCAGAGGAGGUGAUGGAGAUGGCAGCUCUUGGCCGACCCUUCCAGCUGGGGAUGCUCUAUGACUGCCGAAGGGACAACCUCAUCCCAGGCAUCACUUUGUGGGAUCCCGGGGCACUGAAGGAAAACAUUGAUGCGCGGCCACAACCCAACACUGCAACGCAAGUCAUUGAAUCUGACACAACCUCCCACAAAACCCAUGCGCUGGAUGUCUCAGAAUCGCUGAAGGCCAGUUUCUUGGCGGGGCUGGUCAAGGUGGACGGAUCAGCCAAAUUCCUCUUGGAUGCCCGGAAGUCCACAUGCCAGGCCCGCGUGACCCUCCAGUACUCGGCCACCACACAUUUUGAGCAGCUGACCAUGCGCCAGAUUGGGCCGCAACAUAUCACUUACCCAGAGGUCUUCAGCAAAGGGCCGGGCACCCAUGUGGUCGUUGGCAUCCUGUAUGGAGCCCACGCCUUCUUUGUGUUUGACCAAAUAUCUUCUUCCUCCGAGAGUGUCCGAGAUAUUCGAGCCAAACUCCAUGUGAUGGUGGCCAAAGUUCCUCUGGUUUGCCAAGGAAAGGAAGAGGCCGAGCUGGAAGGCGAGGAAAAGGCUGCGGCUAAGAAAUUCAGCUGCACCUUCCAUGGGGACAUUGCGCUAGAAAGCAACCCAACCAGCUACGAGGAAGCCUUGAAAGUAUAUUCCAGCCUCCCUAAACUGCUGGGUGACCAAGGGGAGAAGGCCGUGCCUGUGAAAGUCUGGCUGUACCCACUGAACAGGCUGGAGUCCAAGGCUGCAAGGCUCGUGCGUCAAGUCAGUUCUAAGCUGAUCUCGGACGUCGAGGAAGCACUGGAGCAGCUGGGGGAAGUCGACAGGAGGUGCAACGACCUCCUGGAGGAGCCCACUGCCACCGCCUUCCCAGAAAUCCAGAAUAAAACCCUGAAGUUCCAAGAUCUGUGCCGGCAGUGCAGGCGGGCUUUCCAGAAGCAGGUGGCAGGGCUGUUGCCUGCGAUUCGUGCCGGAGCAGUGCAAGAAGGUGCCUUGGGGGACACCCUGAGGAAGCACCAGCAGUCGACAUUCAGAAGCCGGUGGCUCCACAAAUUCCUGGAUCUGAAGUUCCGAGAGAUCUAUUACGUCAACUUCUUCCUGGAGUUGUCAAAGGGGAAGGUAUCUUCCCAGGAUGAGGUGGUGAAGAGGGUCCUCGAUCCCAAAAUUGACAUCGUCGUUGCAUUUACGUUCACCUCAUUGCAAGCGAAAGAGCCCUACUUGGAGAAGUUAAACGCAGCCUUGGAUCAAGUAUGCGAACCCAAGCCAGAGACUUCUGCAGGAGACAAGAGCUUUGCUCCGUGGUUUGAGGACAAAGGCCUACUCAAGAGAGUCCAGAAGGCGGCCAUGGUCUUUUCAGGAUACUCUCUGUUUUCUCAGCCUGGAGAGGGUCGGUUUGUGGUGACCUCACAGGCUGAUGAGAGUGAUCCGGGUGCCGUGAUCAUCCGAUACCAAAGUGGGUCUCUGGAAGGAACCAAAUUAGACCUUCUGUCUAAACCUCUCCCCCCGCUGGCAGAUGCUGUCUCCUGGGACCGGUUCCAGCUGACAUUCAAGCCAGCAGAGUCUGAGAAAGGGGCGAUAUCGGGAUAUUAUGUCCAGCACAGGGUUCUGGGGGAGGAAAAAUGGGUGUUUGCACACGUCAAAGGCAGCCAGGCAAAGUUCUGGGUCACAGGACUGGAGCCAGAAACAAAAUAUGAAUUUAGAUAUGCUGUGGAGACCAAAACAGGCCUCAGUCCUUUCAGUGAUGUGAGUGGGGUGGUGGACACCACCUGCCGUUCAAGCCCCCCAGGGAAACCAGCCCUGAGGCCUAGAGGUUCCUGCUUCAGCAGCCAACUCCAGGUCACGUGGGGCAGCCCCAGCUUCGUUGCAGACGGCAUUGUGAUAAAGGAGUACAAGGUGCAGCUCAGGAGAAGGGCAGACGGCAAAUGGGAAGAGCAGAGAACAGGAGAGAAAGUUGAGAGCUGUUGGCUCCCCAAAUGUUCUCUGAAGAAGGCGGCCGCUGUUCGGGUCAUCGCAGUUUACGGAGACGGGUUUGAGAGCGAGCCCAGUGAGGAGCUGGUUCAAGGAGAGUUUUAGAUGGGACCCAUCUUUGGGUGGGAGAUCCCCCUUGUGCCGCCUUCCUCCACUGCAUGCCAUCCUUUCCUGAUGUAGCAGGAAAGUUAUGCUAUUAUAUGCAUUGAUGAAUAGCCCAAGGUGUCAAGGCAGUCAAAGUGGUGGAAGGUGGUGGACUCUCCGUCCUUGGAGCUCUCCAAGCUGAGGUCCGGUGGCCAUCUGACCUGGAUGCUUUAGUUGAGAUUCCUGCAUCGCAGGGGUUGGACUAGAUGACCCUUGGGGGUCCCUUCCAACUCCAUGAGGGCUUCUCCACACUUGUCCCAUGCCGAGAAAGCAUGGGCCCAAGCAGUUUCCCCCUUGCCCCCCUCCUUUCCCAGGGGAAACCCAUUCUUUAGCUCUAGAUCGGAGGAAACAUCACUCUGUAGAAAACCCAGAUUGCUGUUUGCUCUGACAGAGCUCUAAAGAGCAGUUUCCCCCAAGGGAAAGCAGAGGGGCCAGAGGAUGUGUGGAUAAACCCUGAGCAUGAAGAGGAUAUUGAGCGAAAGGAUAUGCUGGGGGGGAAUCUGCUUCCUUGGACUGUGUUCAGAGCGUGCCCAGAAUGUUAAAGCCCCUGGGACAGAAUCUCUGGGACAGAGAUAAUCAAGUACAGUACCUUCAACACAAACACAGUAAUGUCCUCGAGUGCAUCUCUGGGUGGCUGGAGGAAUCGUGGCGUCAAAGGCACCUACCACCACCUUGGGUGGAACUGCAUAGUGGUGCAGCAGUUUUGACAGAGGGUUUUGGGUGAAAUAAAUAAGAUCCCAAAAGAUCCCUCCCCCAAGUUGGUAUUAUUAUUAUUACUAUUAAUAAUAAAAUGCAAAAUGGAAAGAUUUGUUGAAUUACUCUCUUAUUGCUGCACGUCUGUCGAUUGCCCAAAGAUGGAAAACAUUGUCUGAAAUUAACACCUCAUUAUGGUGGAUAAGAUAUGAACCAUCGCAUUACAUGAAAAUCCCAGUGGUUCACUCAUUUUUUGAAAGUCAAAACAAAGGCAAUCGCUUUUGUCUCCAUUUGGUGGGAUUUUCUUGAAAUACAUGAAAAAAAGAGAAAAUCUACUUUUGUCUCUUCCACAAGUCUCCCAAGGAAUUUGGGAUAAGUAACACUUAAUUGGUGUGCUUUUUUUUCUUGAUGUAACAUAGAGCUUUUUAUUCUUGGUGCUCUGGAAUCUCUGAUGUGUUCAGUUAAUCUUCUUUAAAAAGCACCCACAACCAACCCAUACAUACAGUAAUGAAGUCCCCAUGUGUGGCAUUAGAGUCUCAGGCUAAGACUAGGGAUACCCCAGUUCAAACCCCAUGGCUCUCCCUUAAGAAUCUCUCCCUCUCUCUCCCAGCAAAGCCUACUUCACAGGGUGGUUGUGAGGAUAAAAAAUGGGGAGGGGAGAAGUAGGCUCACCAUAAUAUGAUGCAUAGGUUCAUAUAUUGGAGGUUACCAAUGUUUUAUGUAAGAUGUGGGACUUAUCCACACCUCUGUUUGCCUUGCUCCCCCCUCCCCCAAAACCGGUAGGUUUACAGCUGAAUGGGAUUUUCUGCCAUUUGCUCCAAUUCAGAAGAAGUGUUUCUAUCCCAUCCCCUCCAACAUUUCUCCGAUGAAAAUAGGGAUGUCCUAUUGAGGACAAGCAGGACAUUCCGGGAUCAGCCAAUGUGGGUGUUUCUCUGUGCAUGCUCUGGGGCAAGGAGUCACCAGGGGCUGAAUCAUUGGAAAGGGGUGUGUGUGUGAAAAUAAUAAUAAUAAUAAUAAUAAUAAUAAUAAUAAUAAUAAUAAUAAUAAUUUAUUAUUCAUACCCCGCCCAUCUCGCUGGGUUUCCCCAGCCACUCUGGG
Messenger RNA from Zootoca vivipara (common lizard), 8882 nucleotides. NCBI's taxonomy places the organism in Eukaryota, Metazoa, Chordata, Lepidosauria, Squamata, Lacertidae. The record is from RefSeq and is a predicted model, not a curated record.